Messenger RNA from Sinocyclocheilus rhinocerous, 1507 nucleotides. Its product is annotated as cyclin-dependent kinase-like 5. The coding region runs from base 287 to 847 and encodes 186 amino acids. The record is from RefSeq and is a predicted model, not a curated record. The transcript has 4 exons. NCBI's taxonomy places the organism in Eukaryota, Metazoa, Chordata, Actinopteri, Cypriniformes, Cyprinidae.
AACUAUAAAAAUAAUAAAUAAUACAAAUAAUUGUAUGAGCCCUAACCAGACACACAGUGGAGUGGGGUGGCGGAUGUGUGAGUGUUGUGCUCUUGUGUUGCAGACAGACGCUGAUGACGAACGACGGCCAGUCAUGAGGAAAGCUCUGUUUCCUCUCUUUCACUCUCAGAGGAGCUUCACGCGCAGCUCCUCUGAGAGAGAGCGUCCCCUAGUGGCCACAGCAAUGUGGGCUGGGCGCGUGUCUCCUCAUUGGCUGUCAGGUCUGUGAUGUCAUCGUCUCAUUAGAAUGACUCCGCCCAUACUUGCAUCCUGUGGUUGGCAUGUUUUUCCGCAGAAACAGAUUGAGGUGUCGAGCGAGGGGCCGGAUCAGGCGCUGAUGCAGAAAGCGUCCCGCUCGUACACACACCAGGGCAGCAGACAUCGCACCCGCAGCCGCGACCGAGAGCGAGAGCAGGAUCCGGAGCGGGACGCAGACUGGCCCGCGGAGAGAGCACUCGACACACACUCACAGCCUCUGAAGUCUUUGCGGAAGCUGCUUCAUCUCACCUCCUCAUCCUCAUCCUCCAACCAAACCUCGGCAGAUCUCCACUACCCCCUGCCCUCCUCCAAAGGCGGCGGGAGUUUCGUGGAGCCCCGCGGCCUCAGCUCCAUGCAGCCCAAGGGCCGUUCGACUGCGUACGGGGCCCCGGGGCCCCUGGAGUCCGGCUGGCACUCCAACGCUCUGGACCGUCCCAAGGGAAACCCGUAUCCUGACCAGCUGACCUCCAAACCAGGCCCCAACGGCUUCGCUCGCCACUUUCGUUCACGUUUGCCAAACCUGAAUGACCUUAAAGAGACGGCGCUGUGAGUCGGACUCACGGCGGCCCCUAAUGGACCUUCUUUUCUUGCGUAUUAAGGGUAGGCCUAUAUGUCUUUAUUUUUGUUGUUUUUCUUUUUUAGUUUUUAAUAUUUGAUAGCACUUCUUAUAUUAUUUAUGUACUGUAAUUACUGUAUUUUUUGUUAUCUGAUAAUACAGUCUAAAAGCAGAUGAUAUAGCUCUAUGUAAAUGGGAAUAUAUAAAUGUAUAACGCUGUACGUGCAGCUUUAGUUUCUACUCUGGUUGUAGUAUAUAAACAUUACCUGAUUCUGCAUAUUUACUCUUAUAUUUGGCUAAAGGUUCUGAUGAUUCAUGUAUAGAUGACAGUAUUGACAUUUAUUUUAUAGUUAUAGAAUAAGACUACAGUAUAUAUAGAUAUUACGACUUUGUCUUUGAGUAUUUUCUGUUUACAAUUCAGUGAAUAUCAGUAGAUAUUAAGAGUAACAGUAAUUAACGGUAAGAAUGCGCGAUUAUAUGUGCGUGUGCUUCCCAGAUAGCGCACGUAUGUUGCUUUAAAUGUCAUAUUUAUGUAUAAAUUAAUUCUUAAAUGUUGUGAAUGUAACACACAACAGGAACGACAAACACUAGCAAAUAAUUCAGAUUUUUAGAGCAGUCUCUUCUGCUCAAAUCUGUAAUUUUUUAAAUAAAAAA